Carcharodon carcharias (great white shark) is the source of this 2956-nucleotide messenger RNA. RefSeq names its product nuclear casein kinase and cyclin-dependent kinase substrate 1a (gene nucks1a). The record is from RefSeq and is a predicted model, not a curated record. NCBI's taxonomy places the organism in Eukaryota, Metazoa, Chordata, Chondrichthyes, Lamniformes, Lamnidae. Gene Ontology annotation, cellular component: cytoplasm. Gene Ontology annotation, biological process: interstrand cross-link repair; double-strand break repair via homologous recombination. The coding region runs from base 367 to 1299 and encodes 310 amino acids. The transcript has 8 exons. Gene Ontology annotation, molecular function: single-stranded DNA binding; double-stranded DNA binding.
UCUUUUAUCUCUAGUUGUCCAUUUACUGAGGGAAUUCAGUCACAUUUACUCCUAGUGUUUAAAUAUAUAUAUACAUAUAAACAACACCAGGUUCGGAGGCGCGGCUUUACAAAAGGCGGAAUUUAAUUCCCCUUGCCCCUCGGGUUUUUUUUUUUAUUUUUUAAAAAUAUAUAAGUGCAUUUAAAAAAAGGGGGUUUGUAAUUGGUCGUCCGUCCGUGCGCUGAAGCCUGAGGCCUGCAGAUUUUUUUUUUGGUGGAUUUUUUUUUUUAUUUAACGAUUUUUGGUAAAGAAAAAAAAAAAAGAACACGGGGGGAGAGAUAUUCUCUGGUUUUAUUCUUGGAAAACCCUCUCGUUCCCGCCGAAGAGAUGUCGAGACCUGUCAGGAAUAGGAAGGUCAUUGACUACUCACAGUUUGAAGACUCUGAUGAUGAAGCUUAUGGAAGAGAUUCACCCCCUCCUGCUAAGAGAGCACGAGCAUCUCCCAGAGAAGGAAAAAACAAACGAAAGUCUGCAAAAAAUGCACGCGAUGAAAGUGAGGAAUCCGAUGACAAGCUGUAUGAGAAGGACCUGAAGGCUGCCAUUGCCCUGUCAAAGAAGGAGGCAUCCCAUUCACCUGAUGAGGACAUGGGGAGUGAGGAAGAUUUGGACCAUGGUGACAGUGAUUAUGAGGCUUCGAAGAAAAAGGGCAAAAAAGGAAAAAAGACUAAAGCAGAGAAGAAAGAAAAAAGAACACCCAAAAAGCCCAGGAAAGCUGCUGAAGCAGGGGAUGAUGAGAGUGAAGAUGAAAAAGGCCACAAAGAUGGUCGUCAGAAAAGGCAAGCUGCGUCUAAAGCUGCAAGCAAACAGAGAGAAAUUCUGCUGGAUGAUGGAGGGAGUGAAGAAGAGCAUGAAGAUGAUGAUGAGGCUGUUCAGGAAAAAGGGGAUUCUGGAAGUGAUGCAGACUUUUAUGUGGAAGAUGAUGAUGACAGUGACUAUGAGAGCUCUUUGAAGAAAAGCAAAAAAGGAAGGAAGACUAAAACAGUACCUGAGAAAAAAGAAAAGAAGACGCCCAAACCCAGGCUUAGCGCUACAGUCACCCCUGCAACUCCUAGUCCGGUAAAAGGCAAAGGAAAGGGGCGGGUUGCUACCACAAAGGCAUCACCACCUUCUAAGGGGCAACCACCUGAAAGCCCUGCUAAAGAGUCAAAGAAGGAGAAGAGUCCUCCACCAGAAACAAAUGAGGAAGAGCCAGAAGAUGAAGAGGAAGAAGAAGAGGAGGAGGAAGAGGAGGAAGAAGAAGUUAAUUCUGGGGAUGACUGAACAAUGCAAGGGGAUAUUUUUUAUAUAAGUAGGGAUAGAAAAUGACUUCACUGACAGCUUGGUUCACAAGGUUUAGACACAAGACUUGUAUGUUUUUUCAAGAGGCUGUCCCUUUUUGUGUCCUGCAGACCACUAAUAGAAUCAAAUCAUUUAAAUUUGGCCUGGCAUUUUGUGGGAGUUGCUUUGAUCUUUUCAAAAUUAGGAACUGCAAGCCUAGCAUGAUGUCUAAUAUUUUUGUCAAAUCAUCUUUUUAUUGUUUUGGCAGUAUCAAGUGAAGUUGGGAAAAUCUGACAGCACGAUAAGUUGUUUUGCCACAAAACUCAGAUGAAGGCAAACCCUUUUGAUCCUUACCAUUUAGGAAACUUAAGUUACAACACCUAAUUCUUGUGCACAAAAAAGACAAACCAUAUGCAAACUUGUCAUGUAGAAGUACGUUUAUAUAACAAGCAGAUCGUUCAUUUUUUGAGAACUAGCAAAAAAAAAUCUGCAGAUCAUUUUCUUCAUCUCCAUUGUACUAUCUGUCCUUCCAGUGGAUUCCUUUGUCUGAAAAGUUUCACAUCAAAGUUUUUUUAAACAGAGAACAAGAUCAAAGACUCCUGUAAAUAUAACAUCAGCUUAACUAUCUCAACCUUGUAAAAUAUAGGUGCUGUACAUAACAUGUAGCCAAAUGACCUAGAAGUUUAGAUGUAGUUUCAUUUUUAAAAAUGUAGAUUUUGCUUAUGACCAUUUAACUUCAAGUAAAGAAGUGUCCCUGGUGACUAAAAGAAAAGUAUCUGCCAACAAUGCUAACAGAUUACCAUCUGUCUCCCAGUACAUUAUCUUAAUUUCUAAAAUCUGUCUCAAUAGCAUUGUAGUUUUUCGCAUGAAAAUCAUGAGUCAUUCAGGUAGAUAAAACUUAAGUUCUUAAGAUGAUUCCAUCCAUUUUAAUUGAAAAUGUGAACCCCCUGUUGCAUCCUUCCAGCAUAACUAGAUACCAAGUAGUCACAAAUGAAAGUUCCCAGUCUAUUUCAGUCCAACUGUAACAUUAGUUUGGUUACUCUUUCAACUAAUUUAAUGUUUUUUUUUUUAAGAAACCUGAAUGUUGCAUUUUUAAGGUGUCUUAAACUUUAUGGGUCUGCCUAGGUUUUUUUUUUAGAAAAAUAUACUUUUUGGGAUCUAAAUCGACGCAAUAUUUUAUAAUUCAAAUCUAACCGGUUCAUACAUGGGCAAUAUUGCAUUGCAAGCAAUGAAUGUAUCUAAAGUAGUAUGGUUAAGCUGUUCCUAGUAAAUGAGUGAUGAUGUAGGAUACUAUAAUCCUGAAAAGCUGUCUCAAAAUUGUCAAUGCCAGUUGUAUCUUCCUAGAAAAACAAAGGCGGCAGGAAAGAAAGCUGCACACCACCAAAAAUCACAUGAGUCGUCAGGUCUGAUCUUGUGAACUAAAUUGUAAUUUUUUUUUUUGCAGAUUGAAAUGUUUAAAAUGAAUGUGAUUGAAUCCUGAAAAACUGCUCAAUUGUUUGUCUGUAUCAGCAUUUUGUUAAAGCAGCCAUAUCUUUGUAAGUUACAAAAAAGAGAACUUGUACAGCCAAUUCUUAUGAUGUUACCAUCCAAUUCACAUGGGCUUUCAAUUUCUUUGGUUUUUAUUUUCGCUACAGAACAUUAAAUGUCUGCUGGUGUAAAA